This is a messenger RNA of Etheostoma cragini (Arkansas darter), 980 nucleotides long. RefSeq names its product chromosome 14 C18orf21 homolog (gene rmp24). The transcript has 5 exons. The record is from RefSeq and is a predicted model, not a curated record. The coding region runs from base 259 to 951 and encodes 230 amino acids. Lineage: Eukaryota; Metazoa; Chordata; Actinopteri; Perciformes; Percidae.
GAUUUGCAGCAUGAUUUGCAGCCCAGCGAUAGCUUUAUAUCACGGAUGUAUUGUUUAUAAAGAUUUAAAUGAACAUCUUUUCGACGCUUAUUGACUGCUGCACCUCCGGCGGUGUGUGUGCGAACGCUCUUAUAAGCUCCAUUUUCACCUCAACGGCCACUUAAACCUUUCCGGAAGAAGUAUUAACACGGUGUUCCAGUCGGUCUUUAACUGUCGAAGGUUCCAGUGGAGUUCCAGUUACCGUUACCCAGUUUGAACAUGAAGACUCUUCAAGAAGAAAACUCCAGCUUUUUGUUAGACGCGUCCUUGCUGUAUAAAGAAACAUGUCCGGAGCUAUCCCGCUUCUUCCUACAGUGGCCUGUGAAGGCUAACGUACCACUGAAGCGGAAAUCCUCCAGUCUGCUGCAGAGCACCUUGGUUUGUCCAUACUGCUAUCAGUGGCUGCAGCCUGACAAUCACCGCAUGCGGUUGCGGCCCAAGCAGCGUCCAUCAGCACGGGUGCAGAGUGUCAUGCAUAGAAAGGCCCGGGGCAAACGACUCAGCCUGGUGCAGAUAAACCUGCUGCAACGCUUCCAGAGGUCCUCCUCCGUACUGAUGGCCACCUGCCACACUUGCAAUAAGACAUCCAGACACAAAGGAAUAAACAGGGACUUUAUAGCGAGCCUCGCUAAGACCCACAGCACACCAGGGAGCGCUUCUAAACACAAGACCCCACAGUCCACCCACAGAGCCCACCCUCCAACCCCCAAGACUCCGGCCAAAGACAAGACCCCUGCUCAUACACCUAGGUCCUCCACCUCCUCUAGCACUCCUGGGUCAGGCUCUUCUUCUUCCAAACCCGCCUCCAAACCAAAAAAUUGGGUCGUCCAGCGUCUCAGCAAGAUACUCAUGCGAGAGGACAACCAGGGCAGCAAGAAGAGUGGCUUGAAAGAUUUCCUCUCCUCUCUUUGAGUAUCUCCCUUGUCUUUAUGUAAACUCUU